Drosophila eugracilis is the source of this 1617-nucleotide messenger RNA. RefSeq lists its product as uncharacterized. The record is from RefSeq and is a predicted model, not a curated record. The transcript has 2 exons. Lineage: Eukaryota; Metazoa; Arthropoda; Insecta; Diptera; Drosophilidae. Bases 83 to 1345 code for a protein of 420 amino acids.
GCAAUAAAUAGCAUAUUUAAAUUUGUAUUCCUACUUUUUGCAGCAACCUCAGUUGAUUCCAAUCGAACAUAAUGCAACAAUUAUGGACUUAAAAAAGAAGCUGGAAGUUGUUAUGGGACUUCCUCUAGCCCGUCUAGGAUUACAAAGUUUUGACAGAACUCUUGGAGAUAAUCAAUAUCUUUCCAGUUUAUUACGUGUCAAGGGACCACAAGAUUCGUCGACAAACAAAAUUAAUGGUACAGCGUUCUCCCUAUUCGAAAAUGGGUCUUUCGUGUCUUUCCUUCAGUUCUAUAGCAAUGCAGAGGGAAACGAGCAACAAAAUUUUCUAAACUUGUCCAAUUGUGUACAGUUAAUGCCCGUUGAUCGCAUGCCACAAUUUUGCGAGGCGUCCGAUUCGGAGGAUUCCUCAAUAUCAAGCUCGUCAGACAAGACGAACACUAGUUUCGAAUCUGCUAGCACAAGUGCUAGUUCAAGAGGGCGAAAAAGGAGAGCAAAUGCUUCCGAUGAGGAAUCCGUAGCGAAGAGGAUAAGGAGCACAACAUCGAAUGUCGUCAAGGUUAUACCACAGAGCCUUUUGUCCAAUAACUGCGACGGUGAUAGCAUCACGUCCAUAUACAAAUCUAAGAUUCAGAUGGAUAUGACCGUAUGUAAAAGGGAACCCACUACCGACAUUGCGAAUGAAAAUAGUUAUGCCUGUAAUGUGGAUUGCCAGAAUAAACAGAAGGAUUGCUGCCAGCAACAAACAUGUGGAAAACGAGACAAAAGUCCGCCUUAUGCCAAGACAAUGCCGGAAAAUCGUCGUUACAGUUUGGUUAUUAGUAAUUUGGAUCCAAACUCAAAUGACGUGGAUUUCCAAGCUCUAAUGGUUCACUUUUUUAAACUGUUUGAGAGCUUGGGCUUACAAAAGCUGAGUUUUAGUGAAUCUACAUCAAUAACCAGAUUUUGUUCUAAGAUUUUAAUCUCUUGUGAAGACAAAGAUACCACUGAUUGGGUUAUAAGGGCAGUGGAUGGUGUCAUUCCACCACAUUCGUGCGAACCCUUCAUCAAGUUCUUUAAAUUGAUAAGAUGCUCAUUCGUGCUUCCUAUUAUUAUUCCUGAUAAGCCCCUUUGUGCCAUUUUCGAUUUGAUCGAAAAGCAAAACUCCAGCUUGAAUACAGACAAAUGGAGCGUUAUCGGACGUAGUGCCUUAGAUUCAUGUGACAAAAGCGACAGGAUCGUUACAGUUUUGUGCGAUAAUGAGGUUAUUGAUCUGUAUAUAGACAAUGAAAGCCGGGAUUUGAUAACUCAGAACUGCCAUAAAUUAAAGUACUGUUUUUGGCAGUUGAAGUUCAAUUUUGACUGUUAAUUAUGGAAAUUUACACGAUAUGUUUUUACUGUUAUUUCUGAAAGUUAUUAGUUACCAUUUUAUUUACAUGAAUAAGAGACUAAUUUAUUGAAUUUUUAGAAUGAAGGCGUUGAAUUGUAUAUAAAAAUUAAUUGUUAAAGAAUUUCUUUGAAAAUACCCAAAUAAACUGAUGAAGAAAUAUUUAUAAAGCGUUACAUGAGUAUCAUGUUAGCAGUUAUGUAUAAAGGUUAAUACUUAAAGGAAUAACAAGAGGGAGUAAAAUAAUAGAAACA